Messenger RNA from Micropterus salmoides (largemouth bass), 8431 nucleotides. RefSeq names its product glutamate receptor ionotropic, NMDA 2A-like. Gene Ontology annotation, cellular component: postsynaptic density membrane; plasma membrane; NMDA selective glutamate receptor complex. The record is from RefSeq and is a predicted model, not a curated record. NCBI's taxonomy places the organism in Eukaryota, Metazoa, Chordata, Actinopteri, Centrarchiformes, Centrarchidae. The transcript has 20 exons. Gene Ontology annotation, biological process: monoatomic ion transport; excitatory postsynaptic potential; long-term synaptic potentiation. Gene Ontology annotation, molecular function: transmitter-gated monoatomic ion channel activity involved in regulation of postsynaptic membrane potential; NMDA glutamate receptor activity. The coding region runs from base 121 to 4896 and encodes 1591 amino acids.
AUGGAGGAGAAAUUGAUGGAUUAAUUUGACGGAACAGUCGUAUGUGAUUCCCACUCCAGCCGAGGGCACCCGAAUGGAGUAACAGGCUGCAAUGUCAUCUCCACCUGGCCGCCUGGAGAGAUGUGUCACGGGAAUGGGAUCAAGUUUGAACACUUUUGCUCUGGUUUCACUGACGCUGUGAGAAGGAACCAAAAUGCCAGUAAACGGACAGGUCAUGGUGGCUGCCUGCACUGGCCAUCACACCACGGCAGUAAAACUCAACAUUCAUCGCACGGACUCAGAAGAAGAAGGCGCAAAACCUCCGCGACCGCAAACCUGCAGCAGCCACGCUUUGUGACACAGAAGGGUAUAAUGGGUGUAGUGGGCUGGAUGUUGCUCCUACUCUCCCAGAUGAUGGUGCCUGUGGCGUCCCAGAAGCCCCCGGGGCUCAGUGUGGGUGUGAUCAUGGCCCAGACGCGCUACGUUUCCGAUCAGGAGCUCCGUCCAUCUCGGCGACCUGAUGAUGCCCUUGACGUCUCUGUGGUAAUACUGCGGAUCAACGAGACAGACCCAAAGUCUGUGAUUACACAGGUGUGUGAACUUCUGUCACGCACUCGUCUCCAUGGCAUUGUGUUUGCCGAUGGCACCGAUCAAGAGGCCAUUGCCCAGAUCCUUGACUUCCUCUCCGUUCAGACACAACUUCCAGUUUUGGGAGUCCACGGAGGCUCCUCUAUGAUUAUGGCUGACAAGGAUGAGAAGUCCACGUUCUUCCAGUUCGGUGCAGCUCUGCAGCAGGAGGCUCUGCUCAUGCUUGCCAUCAUGGAGGAGUAUGACUGGCAUGUUUUUUCUAUUGUCACUUCCAAGUUCCCCGGGUACCAGGACUUCAUCAGCACACUGAAGAUAACUGUGGAUCACAGCUUUGUGCGCUGGGACCUGCAGAGUGUGGUGACUCUAGAUGCUGUAGAUGGCGACCCAAACUCUAAAUCACACAUUGCCCUCAAGAGGAUCCAGAGUCCUGUUAUACUGCUGUAUUGCUCCAAGGAUGAGGCUUUGUAUAUACUAGAGGAAGCUCGGUCCUUGGGCCUGAUAGGAGCUGGUUACAUUUGGAUUGUGUCCAGUCUCACCACUGGCAACCCAGACUUUACCCCCGAGAUGUUUCCCCUGGGUAUGAUCUCUGUGUCCUAUGACGAUUGGGAGUACCCGCUGGACACGCGGGUGCGGGAUGGGGUGGGCAUCAUUUCCUUUGCAGCCACCUCCAUGCUGCGGGAGAAGGGGGAGCUGCCAGAGGCCCAGAGCAGCUGCUACAGUACACCAUCAGACAGGAGCCCAGGGAAGCUCCCACCUAGUGCCCUGCGCAGACACAUGAUGCAUGUAUGGAAUGAAGGGCGAGACUUAUCCUUUACUCCAGAUGGUUACCAGGCCAACCCCAAAUUGGUUGUCAUCGUCUUGAAUAGUGAAAGGAAGUGGGAGAAGAUGGGGCGUUGGGAGAACGGGACACUGUCGUUGAUGUUCCCAGUGUGGCCAAGGUAUAACUCCUUUGGGGACGAGGAUGCAGAUGAGAACCAUCUCUCCAUCGUCACCCUGGAGGAGAAACCUUUCGUCAUUGUUGACAAUGUGGACAUCCUCACCGGCACCUGCAUGAGAAACUCUGUGCCCUGCCGCAAGCAUGUCAAAGAUAACAGCACAUCAGGAGGUUCCUACAUUAAGCAGUGCUGCAAAGGUUUCUGCAUUGACAUUCUGAAGAAGAUUGCUAGGAACGUCAAGUUCACUUAUGACCUCUACCUGGUCACAAAUGGAAAACAUGGCAAGAAGAUCAAUAACGUGUGGAACGGCAUGGUUGGAGAGGUGGUGAAUAAGAAGGCAGUGAUGGCAGUCGGUUCGUUGACCAUCAAUGAGGAGAGGUCUGAGGUCAUUGACUUCUCCGUGCCCUUUGUAGAGACGGGCAUCAGCGUCAUGGUGUCACGUAGCAAUGGGACCGUCUCUCCUUCUGCCUUCCUCGAGCCCUUCAGUGCAUCAGUUUGGGUGAUGAUGUUUGUGAUGCUGCUCAUCGUCACAGCCAUCGCCGUCUUCCUCUUUGAGUUUGUCAGUCCUCUGGGCUUCAACCGCAACUUGGCCCAAGGCAAAGACCCACAUGGCCCAUCAUUCACCAUCGGUAAGGCCAUAUGGCUGCUGUGGGGUCUGGUGUUCAACAACUCUGUGCCUGUGCAGAACCCAAAGGGCACCACCAGUAAGUUCAUUGUGUCGGUGUGGGCCUUCUUUGCCGUCAUCUUCCUGGCCUCCUACACUGCCAACCUGGCUGCCUUCAUGAUCCAGGAAGAGUUUGUGGACCAAGUCACUGGACUGUCUGACAAGAAGUUCCAGAGUCCAUACUCCUAUUCCCCUCCCUUUCGCUUCGGGACGGUUCCUAACGGCAGCACCGAGCGCAACAUCAGGAAGAACUAUCCAGAUAUGCAUCAGUACAUGACCAAAUACCAUCAGACUGGCGUCGUGGAUGCGCUGGUCAGCCUCAAGACUGGAAAGCUAGAUGCUUUCAUUUACGACGCUGCUGUGCUGAACUACAUGGCGGGCAGAGAUGACGGCUGUAAGCUGGUCACUAUCGGCAGCGGUUACAUCUUUGCCACAACAGGUUAUGGUAUCGCCUUGCAGAAAGGAUCCUACUGGAAACGCCUGGUUGAUCUGGCCAUACUAGGCAUCAUAGGAGAUGGUGAGAUGGAGGAGCUGGAGGCCCAGUGGCUGACUGGUAUCUGCCACAACGAGAAGAACGAGGUGAUGUCCAGCCAGCUGGAUGUGGACAACAUGGCGGGUGUCUUCUACAUGCUAGCCACAGCCAUGGGCCUCUCCAUCCUCACCUUCAUCUCUGAACACCUUUUCUACUGGAGGCUGAGAUACUGCUUCACUGGUGUUUGCACUGGGAGGCCGGGUCUGCUCUUCACUAUCAGCAGGGGUAUAUGGAGCUGUAUCCAUGGUGUUCAUAUAGAUAUGAAGAAAAAGAAUCCUGAGCUGGGCUUCAGUCCACAAGCCAACAUGCUGCAUCUACUCAAGUCUGCCAAGUCCAUGGCUUUGUCUUCUCCCAAACGCAACACUGUCCUCUUGCAGCCUAGCAUCCUAGAUGUUAUGACGGGUAACUCACUCCAUAGUCUGCCCCCAAAGGGUCCUGGUCUCUAUAGCAACGCCGCUGGUCCACAGGGUUUCCUGUCACUGUCCGGGCGACACAAAAACCUCCUCAACAAUGCUGCGCCAUUUCCUGUGCAACAAAAAGCUCCCACUCAUCAGACCAGCCCCAACAAGCCCCAGCUGUCAAUCACCAAUGACAAUGGCAAGACUCGCCUCGCCGGGCCUGCCUGCUCUGCAUCAAAACCUCGAGCCCUGUGGAAGAAAAGUGUGGAGACACUGAAGACCCAACCAAGUGUCACAUCUCCAGGCCACGGCCAAAGCCCCACCCCAGCGUCUGGACCUGGACCUCCACCAAUGAAGAGCCAGCGCUACCUGCCUGAAGAGCCGCCACACUCUGACAUCUCGGAGUGCUCCAGCCGACCGCCAUCACACAAAGAUUCAGAUUCCAUGGGGGCAAGGGGUGGAUUCAAGCCCAUCAAUCAGCUGAGGAAAAGGGGUGGGGGAGGAGGAGGGGGAGCUGGGGGCGGAGGAUCCAAGAUCUACUCUAUUGAUUCAGACCAGGCCAGUCUCCAGUCCGCUCCCCCCUACCAGCGAGACAGUCAGGGGGGAGGUGAUGACCACAGUUAUCCUCCAGACCUGUUUCCACCUGACAGCACAUACUCUCACACUCACACACUCUCCCACCAGGCAGAUGCACCCAUUUUGCAGCUGAGUGCCAGCCUGCUACAUCACAGUCACAGUGCUGAGGCCGACCUGCACUCCCUGAAGGACAAGAAAUACAGCACGUACACACACAGCAGCGUGAAGGACAAAGCUGGAGGUUCAUUCGAAUCUCCAGGCGCAGGUCAGGGGACACAGGGUGCCAGGCCCGGCCACUGUCGCUCCUGCCUGACUAAGCUGAGUGGUUACUCCGGCCUUUACACUGUCCGCUCACCACAGGCUCGCUGUGAUGCCUGCGCCCACCUGGGAAACCUGUACGACAUCAGCGAAGACCACCUGCACUCACACUACUCCCACACACACACUCACCCACACAGCGGUGACAUGUUUACACAUUACCUUCCCCAGAGCGAGCUGGGCCUGGUGGGCGAAGGGGACGGGCUAGUCAGCCACUUCGAGCCCUCCCCUUCCUCCCCAUCUCCUCUACCCACCUCGUCGCCGGCCCAGCACCUUCAGCUGAGUCGUCAGCACUCCUAUGAGAACGUGCUUCCGGACGGCAUUCCCGAGCGGCAGUCGCAGCAGCACACCCACCUGCGGGGGCUGAGCCUGCCUGACAGAGAUAGGGAGAGGGAGCUGACCCUAGAGGAGGGGGCCUAUGCUAAUGUUCUCACAAUGCGCUCUGAUCGUCCGUUCAGCAGCCGCAGCCCCCCAUCUCCAUCACCCUCCCACCACCACAGUUUGGACACCCCUAUGCCUCUCCCCCGGCGCUCAAAGAGUCUCUUCCCCGAUCGGCCCUCUCACAACCCUUUCCUCCAGUCAGCCGCUGGCACGACACUACGAGAUCCUGCCCCCCAGGCUGUCACGCGCAUGCCACAGAGAAGUUCCGCCCACGAGCUCUAUAAGCAGCGAAUGCCGCUGUCGCUUACCCUCGGUAACCAUGGCAGCCAUCACAACAACCAGCAUGGCGGCCAUGUUGAUCAACAGGUGUUCUACCCUCAGCAGGAGCCCCCUGUGGUGGCCUACAUGGUCCCACCUGCUGCCUCUCAGCCAAUGAGCUAUGUGACAGCGCCGCGAGCCUCAAGCGCAGGCGGCAACAGGCCCCGGCUCUACCGCCGCAUGCCCAGCAUCGAGUCUGACGUCUGAGAGUCACACAUAACACGCUUACUCUCACUGAAACACAUUAACACACACGCAUGCAAGGAAGAGGUGUGUGUGACCGGACCAGGCAGCUCUGAUUCCAAGCAUAUAUACAGAAACACACACACAGACACACACACAAGUAAAAGAUGAGGGUGUCUGCUCUGGACUAAAAGGUUAAUGGUGAUGCUGAGUAAGUAAAUAAUUGUUUCUUUAUCACACAACCUUUAUAGGGCAGGGUAGGGGCCACAGGGACACCUGGAGGCACAAUACAAGAUGAAGAGUGUGUGUGAGUGUCAGUGUGUGUACUAGCCUGAAGCUGUGGGCAACAAGGCACAAACUGACAAUACGUCUGACAAGACGGAUCAAAAUCCUGGUGGAAUAAGAGGGACACUGUACACGGAGUCAAGCACCAACAGUGGGAUCGGAUGGAGGUACAACAGUGUGUUUGGAAGAUGAGCCGACCUGUCCGCCCUCUCACCAGCCUCUUGGAGAUGAAGGGGACACACAAAAAAACCCUUUCUAUCUGAGAUUACACACACAUAUAUUUCACCUCAACAUGCCCACCCCCUCUCCAGGACUCUCCUGUUGCACUAUGAUUUCUACAGUCAACCCGUAUGUUGUCUGAGCCUCCAAACUGCACUGCCAGCAUGGCUUAAAGAGUAGUAAACUACACUAGAGUAAUCCUUGACUUGAAUGGAAAUGACUUUCUUUGUAAUAGACUAGACUGGGAGCAGCUGGUCAGGACACAGAUCUGAGAAGUGUAUCAGCUCCUGCUCGCAGAUGUACAAACACUUGAACACACACACGCACACUGUGUCUGUUUUUAAGGUGAAGUAAAAACUACAGACUGUUUGUUAUUGUUGAUGUCAGUUGAUUGAACAUUCCAAAAAGUGGACCAAAUAUGGCCGCCAGUAAAAGCCUAUCAGGACGAGAGUGUGUGUUCGAGUGUUUCUAGGUCUAGAGACAUACAGUAUAGCAUCCUUGCUUCCUCUCUUAGCUAGCCUUCAGGUCAUACUGCAUGCUUCCUACUGCCCUGUGUUACAGUUAAACUCCUAUACAGGGUCAUAUAUGCACACAUGCACAGACAUACUAUAUAUGCACACACACACACACACACACACACACACACACACACACACACACGCACAUACGCAGUAGUCUAGGGUAGUAGUUUAGGGUGGGUGUGUGUGUCGAAGCUGUGAGACAGCUUCUCUUUGUGCACUUUGUAGAUUUUAUACCCUGCCACCUAACACAGAUGUUUGACCAAAAACACUUUUAUACUGAAAAAUAUGAGUAUUCUGAAUCAUUCGCUGGAUAGAUGUUUUCUUUUCUCUUAUUUCUCUUUGACAUUGGGUUUUAGGGCACUGUUAAGGGCACAGUUCUGUCAGUUUCCAUUGUGAGGUCAGACAUUUUACAGUUUUAGAUAAUGGGUACAGCAUCAUACAGUAUACACAACACCAACUCCUAAUCUUUCUCUUCAUUCUUUGUAACUUUUAUUGUGCUCAUCCCUCCUUCUAGCCUUUCCUUUUUCUUUCAUCAGCUUUUAUUUAUUCUCUUAAUUAAAUCCUUUGUCUUUUUGCUCCUUUCCUGCUUCCUUCUAUAGAGUAGAUUGAGUAUCAGAAGAAUAAAAUUCAGUCGUGGUGUUUAAAACUCAACAUAUUGUUGGAAAUCACUUAAUAUCAGUAGUCGUAAGAAUUCAUUUAAUUCAGCACCGGCUCUAAUAGGAUACAGUACUUUUUUCUAAUAACUUUCUAUGUUGAACAAAGUAACCCGAGGCCCAUUUUAAUGUUCCCGUAGUGAAUUUAGAGGCUGAGUGCAUCACUGUUGCAGAUUUACUCAUCAAAAUAAUACUCCCGGACGAGCGCCAGAGUAGCUGGUACUUGUUGGCUCUCUGUUGGUGAGAACACAGUGCUGCGUUUCAGCAGAGAGAGUCCCGUGGCAAAGCAGAGUUUGCAAAGUGACUCGUUACAGAAGCAACGCUCACACACACACACACACACACACACACACACACACACAUACUCGACGAGCUGGCAAUGUGUGUAUGAGUGUUCUAGAGAUCCAUAAUCUACUGAGUAAGGGCAUUGAUUUUUCAGUACAAGGAUUUUGAUGGAAAAAGGACUUGAUAUCCCAUUAGCUGAGCGUCUGUCUCUAUUCUGUUUCUUUCUUUUCUCUAUUCAAUCUCUUACACAAACACACACACACAUAUAUCUAUAUAUAUCAGCUGCAAGGAAUGCAAGACAGUUUGAAUAAAAAAACGCACCUUUGAACGAUGAACACUGCCCCUCUUUCGGUUUGGUGUGUGAGUUAUAUGCACAAUAUCAGGUUGCAAUAUUAUACUUCUGUACAGAGAAAUCUUUGUUUUAAAUGUUAGAAACUGAUUUCAUUUGUUUGAUUUGAAUGGUAUUAAGUGUUGAGUUCAUUUCAAUAACAACGUGGCUUUUAAUUCUGCUUCUUUAAAAAAAAAAAAAAGACUGGCAUGUUUUAGAUUAUUGUGUGAUUUUUUUUUUCCUCUGGUGUGUUGUUGGUUGGGACCUCACUGUACAGUCCUCACUGCUAAGUUAAGAGACUAGUUAACUAUCCCGGUCAGCUAACCAGUUAACUAGCAAAACGUAGCUGGGUCUCUCAUCUGAAUCACACUCAAUGAAUAAUGAUAGUCCAGCCUGUGUGGUUAAUACGAACCCCCUCCAACCCACAUAGUUCUCUUCCACUACGAGUCUGCUGUUUCACCUCUGAGUGUGAGCGAGUGUGUGUGCAUGUGUGUGUGUGCGCAUGUGUUUUACACCGUGCAGGCAUUUAUAUAAGACAGGAUGAUACGUGUAUUGAGAGGUUGUUUGUGGUGUGUUUGUGUGUGAGUGUGUAUACUUUUCUGUACUCUCUUCCCUUCGUCCCACACAUAACAUUUGACCUGGCUCUUACUCAUGUAACACAAAUAUAGUUACACACACACACACACAUACAAACACAUACAAACACACACGUUGCGUCUGUACUGUUGUGGUUAAGAGAGUAUGUAGAAGUAAAAAGAGUUUUGUAAAGAGAGUUUUGUUAUGUCCACCAUUACAAAAAUUUUUACACCAACCUUUUGUUUGAUUUUUUUUUUAAAUUGCAUGAUGUGCUUGUGUUUCUGGUGGUACCUAUUUUGCUGCAACACCUGAGUUCUCCCUGAGUUGACCUACUGGGCUACAUGUACCAAGGUUCCCCUCCGCCAUGGUUAGUGCGCCACAUCUGGCUAGAGCCCUGGAUGCUUAAACACUCCCAACUGUGAUGUCACCAACAUGACACCCCAAUUGGCUCCAGCACAACGCCGAGGAGCACGUGGAAAAUGUUCCCAGGCUCAACACAGUUCUUAGUUUGUCCCAGGUGUACACAUGUUACGUACAGUACUGGGUGGAAGGAGUGCAUUGGUGUGUAGUCCUCUGGGUCUCCCUGCUGUGUAUCUCACUUGUGUAUAAGUUCAGGGGUUUCUAAGCUACUAGUUGUGUUGUACAUACUACCUUGUCACUCAGUACCUCUGUACAAUCUGUAAAUAAGUAAA